GACAGAUUCUGAUAAAGAAUCCCUCCAAUCUUUACAAACUCAGACUAUUUAUAUAGAACGAAAGCUCAUGGAGCAUACGUUAGGGCUUGUGCAAAGUGGAUAGAAGAGGGUGAAAAGAGUACUUCAUAUUUCUACAAUUUGGAAAAACGAAGGCAAGAACAAGAAUCUAUAAAUAUGUUACUUGUAAAUGAGAAUGAAUGCACAGAUUGUAAGGUUAUAUCGGAGGAAGUAUAUAAUUUUUAAUCGAAACUAUACUCCUCAGCUGAUCACUGAUUAAGUAGGGGUUUUCGACCGGACUGAGCCUCAUAUUCCAAAAAUUGAUGUAGUGCGUAAAAUGACCCUUCACAAGGUUAGUGAAGGGCAAACUGAGACCUCCACUACUCUCUAUGGCCAGAAUACUGCAUUUGCAACUUCAGAGUGCCGGUCAAGUUUGUUGGACAAAAAUGGAGCUGACAUACUAGGCCCUGUAGUCUGGUUCCAGCACAUUUCCUGUUAUAGAUAAUGAACACAGCUGAUUUGUUUUAUUUAAUUAUCACUCCUGUAGACACUAAUGAAGGCUGGGGAGAUGUUUCAGCUGUUAGAUUAAGGUGUUAAAAAGACAAACGCUAAGCAAAGAGAUACGUUUCUAUUAAAUGGACACUAGGAGGUGCUAAAACCAAGCCAAAACUGCCUAGUCCCCCUUUAAAACCGGAUUAUGUCUUAAAAGUCAGCAAUUCAAUACAUUACACAGGUUGCAUUCCCUCUGUUGUUAAGCUUUGUGGUUUCUGGCAUUAGUUCUACAUCAGGUUCUUGACAAAUUUUUUUAAUCAAGAACACAUCAUGGUUAAUUCCUCAGAUAAAAUGUUUGUAUUUACCUCAGGAGUUCCUCUGCAGCUAUAGGAAAAAUAAAGACUUCCAUGCACGUGAGGUCAUAAAUAAAUAACCAGGAACCUAGGACGACCUCUUUGUGCAGACAAAACUAUCUGCAUCUGCAUGAAGAUGUGCCAGAGAGCGAUUUGAAUAACAACAGUGUCUCCUGCAGGUGCUCCACGCUCAGAAUCACGCGGUUGGGUCUGUGGUGCUGAUGCUGCUGUCGUGGUUCGGACUGCAGCUGCAGCAUCCCGCCUCCCUCCUGCACACAACGUGCUCAGAAACAUCAUCUUUCUCUGUAAACCGGCUUGCGUCAGCAGAGGAGGCGCAGCCCCGACGCCUCAUAAGGUUUGGGGACCGCCGUCCCCCGCAAGAAAAUCCGACACAGCAAGAGAAGGCACGUGCAGUGGGUGGUCUUGGGCAGGCGCGUUUCACGUGGCUCUGGCAAGCCUCCACCGCGUCCAUCAGUCCGGUGCGACAGCAGCUGGAGACGAGAUCAUGGCUGUGGAGCUGGAACCCGCGGACGUGCUCCGCCUGAUAAUGCAGUACCUGAAGGAGAACAACCUCUACCGCACGCUGACCACCUUACAGGAGGAAACCACUGUCACACUCCACACAGUAGAGAGCAUCGAAAGUUUCAUCGAGGACAUAAACAGAGGCCACUGGGACUCUGUUCUGCUCGCCAUCGAGUCCCUGAAGUUACCCGAUAACACGCUAAUCGACCUCUAUGAGCAGGUUGUGAUGGAGCUGAUAGAAAUGCGGGAGGUGGGCGCUGCUCGUUCUCUCCUCAAACGAACUGACCCAAUGAUUAUGCUGAAGCAGACCCAGCUGCAGAGGUACACCCACUUGGAGAAUUUGCUCACCAACUCAAACUUUGACCCUCGAGAGGCGUACCCAAAAGGGAGCAGCAAGGAGAAACGGCGCAGAGCUAUAGCCGAGGCUUUGGUGAGGGAGGUCAGCGUGGUUCCACCCUCACGCCUCAUUGGACUCCUGGGACAAGUCAAUUACGUGAACCGACAGCAGAAUCCAGGUUUUCAGUCCUCUGUGACAACUGUCGACACAUCUGGCAAAAAGGAGCAACCUGCUGUGGUGACAGAGACCUUCCCAACACAGCUGUACCGCCACAUAAAGUUUGGACGGAGGUCACAUGUGGAAUGUGCUCGUUUCUCACCUGAUGGGAAGUAUCUGAUCACUGGAGCAGUGGAUGGCUUCAUCGAGGUCUGGAAUUUCAACACUGGGAAAAUUAGCAAGGAUCUGAAGUACCAGGCCCAUGACAGCUUCAUGAUGAUGGAUGAUGCUGUGCUCUGCUUGUGCUUGAGUCACGAUUCAGAUUUGCUCGCAACAGGGGCGCAGAAUGGCAAAAUAAAGGUGUGGAAGAUCCAAAGCGGCUUGUGCGUGCGCAGGUUUGAGCACGCUCACAACAGAGGCGUGACCUGUCUGAGCUUUUCCAAGGAUGGGAACCAGAUCCUCAGUGCUUCCUUUGACCAAACCAUCAGAAUCCACGAAUUGAAGUCAGGGAAGACACUGAAGGUGUUAAAUGGCCAUUCAUCAUUUGUAAAUGAUGCUUCGUUCACUCGAGAUGGUUUCUACAUCAUCAGCGCCUCUUCUGAUGGAACUGUUAAGAUCUGGAACAUGAAAUCUUGUCAAUGCAUUCACACUUUCGGAUGCCCGUCGCUGACAUCAGACGUCACGAUCAACAACGUGAUGGCUCUUCCUCAAAAUCCAGAGCACUUUGUGGUUUGUAACCACUCCAACACGCUGGUCAUCAUGAGCCUGCACGGCCAGACUGUGAAGACUUUGAGUUCCGAUUCAGCAGAAGGAGCCGGUUUUGUGUGCUGCACCCUGUCGCCCCGCGGGGAGUGGAUCUACUGUGUGGGAGAGGACUCUGUGUUAUACUGCUUCAGCUACACAACAGGACAGCUGGAGAAAACGCUGACUGUUCACGAGAAAGGCGUGAUUGGCAUCGCUCACCACCCACAUGAGAACCUGAUUGCCACGUACAGCGAGGACGGCCUGUUGAGACUUUGGAAACCGUAGACAUCCAUCUGCACGGCAGCUGUUUGUUCUGUUGGCAUAAAUGGUUCUUCCAAAGCAGUUUUUACAAGAAGACAGUCUCCAAAGUGUCACCAAGAGUUAAACAAUCUCACUGAUGGUGGAAUCUCAUUUUAAAACGAGACGUUGUAGCUGAUGGUUUGUUUUAAAAUGAUUCCUGAGAGGAUUAAAAAUAUAUAUAUAUACAAAUAUAUAUAUAUAUAUAUAUGGAACACUGAAAAGCUAUUUUUUAACUCAUUUCAGAUUAUAAUCGGUCACUUUCUUAUGUUACCCCCUCCUUCACAUUUUAACAUCUCCUGUCGGGGACGUAACAUAAAUUGGGGCUCGUCCGGGAUCAUCAAACAAAGACGCAUUGGGAUCACUCAGAGUUAAAACUUUUUAAGUUAAAACUCUUCAACUCGAAGGGGUUGAAAACAAAAUGAGGCCUGGAGGACAGCAGAACCCCUCCACUGCUGAAGGCGCAGCCUUUUUAUCCAGUUGUUGGUUUUCAGCAGGAUUCAGCUCAGCUGUGCUCCUCAGCCUGGAAGAGAGGAGGAGGAGGAGGGGCAGUGUCAGGCUGAUCACCGGGGCUGCGUGAUCCUGGCUCCUGAAUCUCACUGGCCAGGCUGGUAGCCGUAACACUCCUGCAUUUACUUUUGAUAGGAAAUAGACGGUGAAACUCCUGACAGAUUUACGCCGCACUGUCUCUUGACAUUCAUGGACUCACCCAUCUUGACUCGCAAUGGGGAGGAUGUUGUUGGUUUUGCUUCCAUGAAACAGAACGUCUCGGCUAGUAGAUACUAACCAUUAGCAUUAGCAACUCCUCCACACGGCAGAACUCCUUCAAACUUGUGUUAUUUGUGGAGAUGAAACAUCAACAUUGCAAGUCAGUGGUAGAGUUGCGUUGUUAUCCAAUCCCAAGCAAGAUGUUCAAAUAUCAGGAAAUGAGACUAAAACCUGUCGUCUGAAACUACUCUCUCCUCCUCUCUCUCCUCCGGCUGAUUCUUCAUCCUCAAACAGGUGCACCAGAGCUUUUUUCCCCCCAGACAAUGACGUCCAAGGCAUUCAUUCCUACCAGAGACCACUGCAAAUCUAUUCAUUAAAUGAGCGUUCCACACCUUUAGUUUCCCACUUCCUAUUUUUCCUCUUGUAAAUAGAAAGAUGGAUUCUAAAUGGGUUUUGUAAGUUCUAAUAAUUUUCAUGUGAAUAAUUUUUAACACAGCCAGGUUCUUCCACAGGUUUCCGUAGUUCUCUUUGAAUCCUACAAAUUCAUCUCCAUCAUUACCAGACAUGAAGAUGCAUGAUGGUGAACUGUUGUGAUAAUAUUUAUUAUAACUUGCCUCAUGUCGGAGCCUAUACAGAGAGUAUCUGUGAUGCUUGACUGGCUUUUACAACUACUUGUUUGAUAAUGCACUGUUGGCUCCCUGCAUGCUACCUCAGUGCACUGCCUAAACGUGGCUCUGCACUAAUUCUAUAUGCAUGAUAAUAAACGGUGGAGCUUCAGUGACUCAUUCUGUGUGUAAACAAUGUUUAAUGUCAUCUUUUUAUUGUAAAUUAUACUUUUGUCUAUUUGUAGGACAAAAAAAUGCAGACUCCUGUCCUCAACCAGUAAUUGUUAUUUGCACUAAUGUAAAAUCAUUGCACUCAAUUUGAAUAUGUUUAUUAUAGUUUAUUUUUUACUGUCUGGGCAAUAUUGAUAAGCAAUAAACAAAAUACCUACAAUUA
Messenger RNA from Nothobranchius furzeri (turquoise killifish), 4605 nucleotides. It is a transcript of the gene smu1b, whose product is annotated as SMU1 DNA replication regulator and spliceosomal factor b. The record is from RefSeq and is a predicted model, not a curated record. Gene Ontology annotation, biological process: mRNA splicing, via spliceosome. NCBI's taxonomy places the organism in Eukaryota, Metazoa, Chordata, Actinopteri, Cyprinodontiformes, Nothobranchiidae. Gene Ontology annotation, molecular function: protein binding. Gene Ontology annotation, cellular component: precatalytic spliceosome.